GCAGGAGGGGGCUGCUCUUGUUUAAGUAGGGAGGAAAAUGGUGGAGAGGAAAGUCUGACGGCUGCAGUAGACAGAGGAACACAAACAUCUUAUCUCUGCCUCCUGACUCUGUGUGAACCUUACCUUGGCUGAAGAACAGCAGCAGUGAUGGCUGACACAGAAAAGAUCAAGAAAACUGCAGCUAAAGUGCUGGGCUGUGUAGAGAAAGUGUCCUCCUUUGCCUCCUCCAUCGACCCCAUCUUUGGCAUCGUCUCCUCCCUGGUUGGUGUGGCCCGCAAAGGACUGGUGGACGAGGAGAGCCAUGCUUUAGAAAAGGACUUCCAGGAGAUCAACUCCAAACUAGAAUCCAUCUCCCAAAAGAAUCAACAAUGCCUGAGAAAGAUCCGUAUUGACGAGGUGAAUGAGACCUACGGAAAGUACGAGGAGUUCAUCAAGCACCAGUACGCUGCCUUUAACAGCAUGGUGGCUCAGGUUAAGAAAGAUCCAGACAACACCCAGCGCUACUUUGAUGGUUAUGAGAAGAUUUAUGAGAGAGACAAGAGUGAUCUGAGCUUGGAUGUGUACUACCGGGGAGUGAUGGGCACCAACCUGCUGUUUGGAAGAACCCUGCUGAAGGUGUACUUCGACAACUGCGAGGGUGACCUGGAGAUCAUGGAGCGCCGCUGUUCUCACAUCACCCACCUGUUCCACAUAGGCCUCAUCGCCCUCAUGGCCUACACGGCUGUUACAGAGGACGACGAAGACGAGGUGCGGGAGAAGUGGGCCAAAAGGGUGGUAGAAAUCCAGGAGAAGAUGCAGGAGGUGCUGAGUGAGUGCAAACCGAGGUCAUCCUGAACCUGGAGCAGCAGAGAGAGGAUCUCCUCUGAGUUUAGUGGGAACACUAUGGACUCUCAGCUGUGGACCAAAAUAUAAAUCAUGUUAUAAUAUAUAAAACCAAAGCCAUGUUUUCUUCUGUGCAACUAAGCUGCUUGUGAUGUAAAAAAAUAGCAGUGUUUUAGUUUUUGUAUGAACAUGUUGUUGUGAUUUUUUGUUUGUUUGGAGACCACUAUCUGAUGCAGCUAUAUUGUGUUACGGUGCAUGCAUAUAUGGGCUGAAGUUUUAUACAAUCCCCUGAAUUAAAAUGUACAAUCUG
Molecule: messenger RNA, 1132 nt
Organism: Cheilinus undulatus (humphead wrasse)
Lineage: Eukaryota; Metazoa; Chordata; Actinopteri; Labriformes; Labridae
Gene: rpz2
Product: rapunzel 2
Exons: 2
Coding region: 148-834 (228 amino acids)
Source: RefSeq, a predicted model, not a curated record